CGGACGCGUCCCGUCCAAAAUGGGACUUGAAAAACGUACUAUAAAGAUCAUAGUGAUAGUAGCUGUCGUCGUCUUAAUUAUAGGUGGAAUAAUCGGCCUCUUACUUGGAUUGCUUCUGCCUCAGCGUUACGUCGAGUUGGAGGUAUGGCCUCGCUCCCCUGAGGACACCUACAACCAGCCCCUGAUCAGGUUCAACCCAGACAACGCAGGCAGCUGGCACGACUGGUACCGGCGCACCAAUGACUUCCUUAGAGAGUACGAGACCACGACCCCGGAGGUGCCGCCGCGGGCUCCGUGUUCGACGCACAACCAGAUGGAUCAGGUCCAUCGCACCGAGCCGUGUAACGUCGCCAUGAAGAUGUGGACUCCGUGCACUGCGGACUAUUUCUAUGGAUAUAACAUCGGAAAGCCGUGUGUGUUCCUUAGGCUUGGAUAUAUUCACUACUGGGUCCCUGAGCCGUACAACAUCUCAGCAAAUUUGCCCAUUCCUCCCGAGAUGCCGCGACACAUUCAGCAGGCUUUGCGUCAGUACCCUGUCUACAAAUACGGAGAUUUUGUGUGGGUUUCCUGCGAGGGAGAGUUCCCUUCAGACCAGGAGAACAUCGGGCCCAUCCAAUACAUCCCUGCAGGGAUGCCUCCAGGGUUUUCUACCAGGCGGUUGCACACUGCUGACCGCAUCCCCUAUGUAGCCAGGAAUCUGCCUGAUGACACCCCUGGGCCUAUUGUUGCCGUACUGUUUGAAAAUCCGCGACGUGGAGUGCUGAUCAACGUGGAGUGCCGUAUCUGGACCCGCGACAUCUACUACGACCGCUCCAGCCGCGUGGGCCGCGCGCGCUUCGAGCUCUACGUCGAUUAAAUACUACCUGCAGAGGCACAAGUCGUGAUCACACUCGUGAUUGGUCGUGAUUUUUCGCGUGAUUGGUUCUAGUAGAUGUCCGUUGUCUAUUGACCAACGUUUCUGACCUUAGCAAACCAGGAAAUUAUUUUUAAACAAUCAGUAGAGAAAUAGCAGUAGCAGCAGUAAUAGAUGCGAGGCUA
Molecule: messenger RNA, 1038 nt
Organism: Manduca sexta (tobacco hornworm)
Lineage: Eukaryota; Metazoa; Arthropoda; Insecta; Lepidoptera; Sphingidae
Product: sodium/potassium-transporting ATPase subunit beta-2
Exons: 7
Coding region: 20-856 (278 amino acids)
Biological process (GO): intracellular potassium ion homeostasis; sodium ion export across plasma membrane; intracellular sodium ion homeostasis
Cellular component (GO): sodium:potassium-exchanging ATPase complex
Molecular function (GO): ATPase activator activity
Source: RefSeq, a predicted model, not a curated record